AUGUCGUACUUUGCCCCUUUGCUCAACUACGAAGCAGACAGCUCUAAUGAGCUAAACUUCGGUCCCAUUAACAGAAAUAACACGACUGAAUAUCAAAGCACUAUACACCCAAGCCAUUGUUUCAAAAGAGACGCAUAUGAUCCUUUCUUUUUUUUUGAUGGUCUUUUAGAUAAAGAUAAUUCACUUGGUAUUUUUUAUAGCUUAGAGCCCUUCUAUAGCGUAUCAAGCCAUGAUAUCCUAGUUCAAGGUCAAGAUCAAGAUCAAGGCCAAGAUCAAGGCCAAGAUCAAUAUCAAUAUCAAUGUCAAGAUCAAGAUCAGGGGUUGUUUUGCUUGUCCUCGUACUCCCAGCAACUCAUGAAGGCAGAAUCUAUCUGCUCUACAAAUUACAGUAUGCCCAGCCUCGAAGAUUCCCAUAAACAAGAAGAAACACUUUACUCUUCGCCCUCUUCUUCUUAUUUUUCUGAAGAAUUAUUCUCCCAACGGUACUACAGUCCUAGCAUGUCUCUAGUCAGCGAGACUUCUGAGUUUCUUUUCAAGCCCUUUGAUGACCAAUGCAAAGGAACCUGUCCUGCCCCAUCUUUAUUCAUCACACGCGAAACUGGUCAAGAAAAGCCAAAUCGCAACCUUACAACUGUAAAGUCCAAAUCAAGCAAGAAAAAAACCCCAAAGGCCAAAUCACGAAAGGUCCUCCCCAUUUUAAAGAAAUUCAAGUGCGAUUAUUGUCCUUAUGCCAGUAAUCGCCUUAAUAACACAAACCGACACGCCAAGAAACAUACGGACGAAGUAAUAGAAAAGUCUCCAUGUGAUGUGUGCUCAAAGUCAUACUCCGGUAGAUCUAAUAUGCUUCGACACAAAAAGCUUCACCAUAUUUAA
Molecule: messenger RNA, 873 nt
Organism: Phycomyces blakesleeanus NRRL 1555(-)
Lineage: Eukaryota; Fungi; Mucoromycota; Mucoromycetes; Mucorales; Phycomycetaceae
Product: C2H2-type zinc finger transcription factor
Exons: 2
Coding region: 1-873 (290 amino acids)
Source: RefSeq, a predicted model, not a curated record